CUUUUAAUAGAAUAAAGAGUAGCCCCCCGGGGGGGUGGCCCGUGGUCAGGUGACACCUGGUAUUGUAUCUUUGUACCUCAAGACCCAAUCCUUAUCCAAUCUCAUUUCCAAUCCCCACUUGUGAAAUUAUCUUCAAAAAAAACACCAUCCUUGACGUAACCUGCCCUCCGAGACGCAAACACAGCCGUCUUCCCUCAGCGUCCUAUCGCCAUGGCUUCACGAUCGCUAACCCCUCUGCGGGUCACCGCUCGAGCCUUCGAGAAAGCCUUCGCCAGCCCGCAGAUGGUGAAUUGGGCCCGGAGGAUCCCCGCCAGCCGAACCGUCGUGAGCAAGAGCACCCUCAUCUCCUCCACCUCCUCCUCGCGCGCCGCGUCGACGACGGCGACGACCCCCAAGUCGGAGAGCCCCUCGAGCGAAGCUGCGCCCGCAGCCGCGGAUGCCAAGCACAAGCGGGUGCCCGCGGUCUCGGGGAUCCCGCUGCCGGACGCACCACCGACCCCGGAUCCAAUCACGGAAGGCGUGAUCGACUGGUCGCGAUCCUAUCACGGCCUGGGCACGUCGACGUUCGGCCCUGAGGUCGCCGCCGUCCUGCAGGCCCCCCUCAACCCUGACGACAUCGAGGUAAAGCCCGACGGCAUCAUCUACCUCCCGGAGAUCAAGUACCGCCGCAUCCUCAAUGCUGCCUUCGGGCCCGGCGGCUGGGGCCUCGCCCCCCGCGCCGACCUCCAGGUUAACGACCGCACCGUCACCCGCGAGUACGCGCUCAUCGUCCACGGCCGCUUUGUCGGGCAGGCCCGCGGCGAGCAGCAGUUCUUCACCGAGGAGGGCAUCGCGACCGCGUCCGAGGGCUGCAAGUCGAACGCGCUGAUGCGCUGCUGCAAGGAUCUCGGCAUCGCGUCGGAGCUCUGGGACCCGCGCUUCAUCCGCAAGUUCAUGCGCGAGCACGCCAUGCAGGUCUGGGCCGAGCACGUCACCACCAAGAAGCGCAAGCAGAUCUGGCUGCGCAAGGACGAGGAGAUCCGGUACCCCUUCAAGAAGGCUUAGCGCAUCCUAGCCGGUCUGCUGGGCUGCUUUGUAUCAGAACACACGUGGGGUCGGUCCGUAGAUAUGAUUAGGGUUAGUAAGGAUUCAUAAGAAUAAAAAGGUUAGAAGAGAGAGAGAGACGAGGGGGGGGGAGAGAGACGAAGAAAAAGAGGAACGGUUCGGGUUCUCAUGGGACGCACGUGAAUGCGAGUCGCUGCGCAAUCUGUCAGGGAGACGUCGGUGACGGAACGGGCGAUGAGAUGCGUCAGAAGGGCGGUGUAGGAUAGACGUGGCAGCAACGGGAGAGAUACCCUAGCUAUUGCGCACAGCAGGCGCGCUCACGACGAAGAGGACGAAGCAUAUGAGAGGAGGGGACGGAGGGAGGGUUUUGGCUGCCAGUGGCAGGCUGGCCAGCCGAUGCUCUAGCAGCCGACUACCCUCUCCGCGUCGGCGACCAAGUACAUAGUCCUGUAAUGCCUAACUGACUCCACUUCACAAAUGCUCACA
Messenger RNA from Durotheca rogersii, 1530 nucleotides. Its product is annotated as Mgm101p-domain-containing protein. Gene Ontology annotation, cellular component: mitochondrial chromosome; mitochondrial nucleoid. Gene Ontology annotation, biological process: interstrand cross-link repair; recombinational repair. NCBI's taxonomy places the organism in Eukaryota, Fungi, Ascomycota, Sordariomycetes, Xylariales, Xylariaceae. The record is from RefSeq and is a predicted model, not a curated record. Gene Ontology annotation, molecular function: single-stranded DNA binding. The transcript has 2 exons. The coding region runs from base 211 to 1044 and encodes 277 amino acids.